GCCACCUGGCAGUGUCCAUCAGUGCCAGCUGUCAGUGCUCAUCCAUGCCACCUGCCAGUGCCCAUCAGUGCCACAUCAAUGCCACAUUUCAGUGCCUACCAGUGCACAUCAAUGCCACAUAUCAAUGCCCAUCUGAGCGGCCUUUCAGUGUCACCCAUCAGUGCCAGUCAGUGCCACCUAUCAAUGCCAGUCAGUGCCACCUAUCAGUGCUGCAAAUCAGUGCCACCUAUCAGUGUCCAUCAGUACAGCCUAUCAGUGCCCAUCACUGCAGCCUCAUUAACGCACAUCAGUGAAGGAGAAAAAUCAUUUAUUUACAAAAGUUUAUAA
Molecule: messenger RNA, 327 nt
Organism: Staurois parvus
Lineage: Eukaryota; Metazoa; Chordata; Amphibia; Anura; Ranidae
Source: the annotation of a GenBank genome assembly